Molecule: messenger RNA, 1612 nt
Organism: Papilio xuthus (Asian swallowtail)
Lineage: Eukaryota; Metazoa; Arthropoda; Insecta; Lepidoptera; Papilionidae
Gene: Arl6IP1
Product: ADP-ribosylation factor-like 6 interacting protein 1
Exons: 3
Coding region: 1-570 (189 amino acids)
Cellular component (GO): membrane
Source: RefSeq, a predicted model, not a curated record
AUGGAAGAACAGCAAGUUAAAAUCCUGAAGAGAGUACUAGAGGGAUGGCGUAUGGUUCUUCUGCCACUGAAAUCUAUUUUUCUUUGGGAACAGCAAUGGCACCCCUGUGCUAUUUUUGCUUCUAUUUCAUUAACUUAUUUAGUAAUAUGGCUUUUGGAUCUUAAUUUUCUAGCAACAAUGGCAAUUGUUGGCUUAUUUAUAAAUUUUAUUGAUUUUCUCGUGCCGAUCAUAUGUAAUUCUAUCUACACUCCAAGUUACUGGACUGGGCAAAAGGAAAAAAUGUUUGAAGAUAUUUGUAGAAGCUUGGUUAGCUAUUAUAACAAAAUAUUACAAAAUAUCUCCACCUUCUAUUCACUACGAGAGACUAGUCCCUGUGUGUACUAUAUUAUAUCCAUCAGUGUGUCUCUGACAUUGGCAUGGAUGGCAUCAGCAAUCAACAAUAUAUUCUUACUAUAUAUAUUUUCUACUGUGAUGCUGCUGUGGCCUGGCAUUCAACACCGUGGAAUCUUUAACACCAUGUUAUCCAUGCUCCAUUUAGCACCCAGGACAUCGCCAUUCAAAACUGAAUAAUCCAGACACAUUGUUAGUGAGCUUUUUGUAAUGUGAUAUGCAUCUGGUCAUCGUCAUUUUAAUUUUAAGCUUAGCAUAUGCAGUUUGAGCUUUAAUUAUCCAUUAAAAUUUAAAGUUAUAAAAGAAAUUAGGAUUGCACUUUUGCAUAGUUGCACCAAUUUCUUAAAAACUUUGAAUCUGUCUCUAAAUGUCUAAAAUAGUUUGACUGAUUAUUGUGAAAUCGAUAUUAUGUUAAAACUUAUGUAAUAGUUGAGAAAAUAUCUUAUUGGAUUAUUUGGUUUAAAGUACAAUGUCAAAUUUAGUGUUAAAUAUUUUAAAAAUUGCACGGACUGUUUUAUACUGAAGUGUGAUAAAUACAUAUUAAUACAGCUUAAUAUGUGGGGCCACCAUUUUUUUUUUACCUUUGAUCUCAUCUGUCAACAUUGUCAUAUUUUUGCAUGAAUAAAAAAAUAUGUUAAAUGAUGAAAAUAUCCAAUACCUCUGUUGCGCCAAUCUAUGCAUUUGUUGAUUAUUCUUUAUAAAACUUAUCUGUUGCACAUGAAGUAGUUUUAUGUAACAAUGUUAAAGUUUAAGUAAAAUAAAUUUUUAGUUUUUGUCAUUCCAGUAUUAUGUAUUUUGUUUUAGGGAUUGUCAGUUUUGGAUUGUUUGUACCUGAUCCAAUGUUGGAUUACUUGUACAAAACAUCAAUGGCUCCUACAUAAACUAUAGUAUGUCUAAAAAUACAAAUUGUUCAAGACAAAACAUUAAACAUACAACCAAAAUCUAUAUUUUUUUUAACAUUACAUUUAAAUUUACGAAGAAAAAAAUAUUUAUCAAGUAAAAAUCAGAAAACAAUGUGUACAUGCCAAAAUUGUGACUUACAAUAGCUUAUGUAGGAGCCGGUAGAAGCCAUCGAUAUUUUAACUUUUUCUCAUGUUACUUGAUAUGUGCACUGUUUUAGUUUAACUUAGUUUAUGAUAAGAAGCACUAGGCUAUUAUAGAAUGCCUAACUUGAUUAGCAGCUACGUAAUUUCUUUUAUGAAUUAAAAGGAUUUAUUUACAA